Messenger RNA from Xiphophorus maculatus (southern platyfish), 2582 nucleotides. RefSeq names its product centriole, cilia and spindle-associated protein (gene ccsapb). Gene Ontology annotation, cellular component: ciliary basal body; cytoskeleton; spindle. Gene Ontology annotation, biological process: regulation of mitotic spindle assembly. The record is from RefSeq and is a predicted model, not a curated record. The transcript is spliced from 5 exons. NCBI's taxonomy places the organism in Eukaryota, Metazoa, Chordata, Actinopteri, Cyprinodontiformes, Poeciliidae. Gene Ontology annotation, molecular function: microtubule binding. Bases 236 to 1114 code for a protein of 292 amino acids.
GAACUUUCUGGUAAUCACGUAGUUAUGGCGGACAGACUCCUCGCUGUUCUUGUAGCCGAUAUUUUGAAAGAUUUAGAAAGCAGAUGUCAUUCUUCACAGUUUCAUUCGGACCGAACCCUGGUUCUGUUUUUGUUGCUCGAAAGGCGAGCUGUAAACCCAUUAGUUAGAAAGUAGGCGGGUCCUUGAACGGCUUCCUGUGCUGCUAUUGGUUUAAACUGUUGUUGGUAUGGUUUAAAUGUCUGGCGGUGAUAAACAAAGAGCUUGUUUAAAUCGGGACAAGAUGGUGACUAAAAGGAUCCGCUCAGAGUACAUGAAGAAGUUCAAAGACCCAAAAUGGGAGACUUACACCAAGUGUUAUGAAGAGAUGCUGGCCUACAGGCUGACCCGGAGGCUGCUGGAGCACACACACAACCCCUGGUUCUGGAGCGGCUCGGACAGCGACUCGGACUCGGGAGGAAGGAGCCCUCCUCACCCCAGUAAGAACCAGGUUGAAGCCGGCGGAGCUGAGACAGAGGAGCCUGAGGGGGUCAAGACGGACAGACAGCGGGAAACCAGAACCACCGGAGCUGGACCUAGACCUACUGUCCAGAAUGAGGAGCAGAUCAGGCCUGACCCACAGUCUUCAGCACACAGUUCGCAGUGUGACGAUACCAGGGAGUCAAACAGAGCAGUUCAGGGAGAGGAAGAGGAGUUCUCUGCUCCACUCCGAGACAAAGAAAAAGAGACGAGAGCAGCACGACCUCACCAAAGAAAACCCUCCAAAUCAACGAGACCAGCCUGGCGCUCCCAGCGCGUGAGGCCUGUACGGCAGCUCAAAGAGGACACAAAGGAGAAACGACAUCCUUUCGCACUGUAUGGCUCAGGAGAAAAGGAUGCAGACAUCGCAGAUAGGAAGACUCACAACGUCGGUCCUGCAGCUUCUACUGCUGAGAUUCAUGAAUCGGCUCUGCGUGCUAAGACCAGGCGGCAGGUUGAGCGGCAGAUCCAGUCCCGGCGACCUGAGCGGCGUCGGGCCAAAUCAGCGGACCCAAAUAAAGCCGGGAUGGCGGUUCAGCCCGAGUUCAACCCCUGGCUCACCGAAUACAUGCGCUGCUUCUCCGCUCGCUCCCGAUAGGACAGCGGCAGUACAUCAGCACCAACAAAACCAUUCCUGCCUCUAGAAACAGCGGAAGUUCAGACACACGGCACAUUUUACGUGCCUGCGUCUCACUGCGACUUGUCUUCAUGGAAAACAUCUCAAACUCAGGGAUUUUGUACAAAAUGGAGGGCAAUCAUGGAAGAAAGGUUUUGGUAAUUUUAUGACAAACUGAAGUUUUGUCACAUAAAGACAUUUGGUAACACUUGAAUUUGAAGGGCUGUGCAUAACGGUGCGUUCACACCCAACGAGUUGCGCGCGUCAAAAACGCUUCAAGUUCGACACGUGCACUUGAAGUCAGACGCUUGACAUUUUGCUCUAGAUGUCAGUUGCGUCAAAACCGCUCUAGUCGUACGUUGAGAGGAGCCUCCUUGGUCCCUCAAACUCUUCCACCGUCUCCUGCAUGUUUCAUCUAAAUAAAUACGUUUAUUUAACGUGUUUCAACGUUUUUGCUGGAAGGAUUUGGAUAGUUCAAAUGCGGGGAAAUAUUUUCCAAUAGUUAUAACUUACUCAACAUUCCAACUUCGUCGCUGAUCCUCUCCCAAGUCAGGUCCUUUCUGUUCCGGUCUCUGUAGUCAUAGCUCGAUCGGUCGUAGAUUACAGCACCUCACCAGAGAGGUCCUGUAAUCAGCUAGAAUUAGUUUAUUCUCCAUAGUUUUAUUUUUCUGAGAUCACGAAAAUGCAAAACUGCGAGCGGCGAAAGUUCAGAUUUUCCAGCUCCAGCGUUGGAUGCAUCAAACGCUCAAGACGCUCGAAACGCUUCAAAUCGCGCAGCACUUGACGCGCUUCGAUGCGCCUCCACGUAGAAAACCAGACGCGCCUGGCGCUCUAAACGCGUUUGGUGUGAACCUGAGGGAGACUUAAGCUGAUCUACCUCAGCAAAGGUCUGAAAAUCAACCUCUUCUUGUCUCCUGUGACAGAGGUUUGACUGACAGAGCGGCCCACCAGGUCACGUUUUUCAUGUUUGGAGUGUUUAUGACUGUUGUAAUGAAGUUUCAUUUGGUAAAUAAUGACUUUUAAUGAAUGUCUUAAUUGAACUUUGCAUUAAAAAUGUAAAUAUUUAACAAACGAAACUUUUUGACAACAUUCAGUCUUAUGCACAUGCCUUCAAAUGAAGCGUUGCCAGACAUUUAAAUUAGUUCACAUUGAAUCUUAGAGCCAUACUUUGACGCAAAUCCUUUAAGACAUCCAGUAAAAGGACGACUUUGUUAUGGAGAUAAUAAUCUACAGUGGAGCGACUGGUCAGUAAAACAAUCAGAUGAAGAUUCUUGUUCUUGAAGAAACUUUUGAACUUAUGUGAACAAUAGUUCAAGGAUUCAAUGUUGGCCAGAAGUUUACAUACUCAUCGAUUUGUUAGGGUGGAAUGAUGAGGCAAUACACCGUGUUCCAAAUUAUUAUGCAAAUUGGAUUUAAGUGUCAUAAAGAUUUCAUUUUUUGUUGUGCUACU